Molecule: messenger RNA, 2076 nt
Organism: Pollicipes pollicipes
Lineage: Eukaryota; Metazoa; Arthropoda; Thecostraca; Pollicipedomorpha; Pollicipedidae
Product: stromal membrane-associated protein 1
Exons: 10
Coding region: 115-1473 (452 amino acids)
Cellular component (GO): cytoplasm
Molecular function (GO): metal ion binding; GTPase activator activity
Source: RefSeq, a predicted model, not a curated record
GCGCAGCACAUCUACCAACAGCACUAGUGGUGCAAAAGCGGGGCUUCGCGACCGACGCCGCUAUUUCUCAUGUGUGCAAUGUAUGAGUGGAUUUAGGGACAUUACAGGGAAAUCAUGAAUGGCAGUAAUAGAUUGGCAGCAGAGAAACAGAAGAUAGUCCAGGAGAAAUGUUUGGCCAUACUCACAGGAAUGCUGAAGGAUGAUGACAACAAGUACUGUGUUGACUGUGAUGCCAAAGGUCCUCGCUGGGCCUCCUGGAACCUUGGCGUCUUCCUCUGCAUUCGGUGCGCGGGCAUCCACAGGAACCUGGGUGUGCACAUCUCCAAGGUCAAGUCAGUCAACCUGGACACAUGGAAGCCAGAGCAGGCAGUGGCGCUCCAGCAGAUGGGCAACAGCCGGGCGCGUGCCGUGUACGAGGCCAACCUGCCGGACAACUUCCGCCGGCCGCAGACGGACUCGGCGCUCGAGUCGUUCAUCCGCGCCAAGUACGAACACAACAAGUACACGGCGCGCGAGUGGGUGCCGCCCCGGCUACCCAAGGUGAACUGGGACGCUGAGAUUGACACCAUGAUCAGGGACCAAAAGCACAGGAAGGGCUCGCGCGGCCGGGUGGAGAGUCCGGCGCCGCUGCUGACCAAGCCGCUGGCGGCGCCCUCUCCCGUGGCCUCUUCCGCGGUCACCGCCGCCCCUCAGGCCAAGGAGGUCAAGACCAAGGAGACGCCGGCGGUUGCUCGACCAGCCGCCGCUGCCAGUGCCGCCGCGGAUCUGCUCGGGCUAGACACGCCAUCUCCUGCUCCGGCGGACGAUGGGGGUGGCUCGGCCGACCCCUUCGGCGACUUCCUGAGCGCCGCACCGGCUGCUGCGCCCGCGCCGCCGGCGGCCGCCCCGUCCGGCGGCGAUUCCCAGCUGCUCUCGGAGGAGGCCAGCUUCUUCAGCCAGCCGGCCGAGUCGGCCGCCGGCGGCGCCGCCGCCAAGGUCAUGUCGCGGGACUCCAUCCUGGCGCUGUACGGCCAGUCGGCCGCCGGCGCCGCGCCGCCAGGCGGCGGUGUCCUCGGAGCAUAUGCCGGCAUGCCGCCCGCCAGCUCUGGAGUAGGGUUCCCCCAGCAGCAGCAGCAGCAGCAGCCGCCGGUCGGCUACCCGGCCGCCCAGAGCUUCAGCAUGGGAUACCCGGCGCCGCAGCAGCAGCCGCAGCAGUUUCAGCCACAAGUCGGCGCCUUCCACGCGGCUCCGUAUCAGCAGCAGCAGCAGCAGCAGCAGCAGCAACCAUACAUGGCGGGGCCGGGCGCUUACAGCCACAACCAGUCGAUGCCAGCCAUGCCGCCUACCAAUCUACCGCAGAACGGGUACCCGCAGCUGCACCAGCAGAUGGCCGGCAUGACAAUGGGACACCAGCAGAUGCCGCUGGGCGGCACGCCCACGUCCUACGCUCCGCUGGGCAGCGGCGCCCCGCUCAGCGGGCCGCUCUGGCAGUAACGAGCCGGGCCGCUAGGGUAUCAACUGGUGGCCCAGUCAGUGGGCGGCGGCCGCGGGCGGGUCGGGCCAGUACCGGGCCUGCCCGACAGCGCAUCAGUUAUUCCGCAAUUGUGGGUAGACGUGUCGGUGCCGGUGUCGUGGCGGGUUUUAUUCCGAGUGUCGGCGGCGGCGCCGCCGCGUGUCGCUCUCGCUGAGGGAGCGGGACGGUCGUAGCCGCGCCGGCACCGCUGCCAGUGUCCGGUCCUGUCUCCGGCGGCGCUCGGAAGUACAAUAUCGUCGCUGCGUCCGACCCGGGCGCGCGGGGCACGUGGUGCGCCGCCUCGCGCUCCGACGCGCCGUGAUUGUGGACCGCCGCGGCCGUUCGUGACAGCGACAGCGCGGCUGGGGCGUGACGUCACGGUCCAGCGCCCGACGCGGGCCGCGGGUGUUAACGUUCCGUCGGGGCGGCGCGGGUCAUAGUAUUUAUUCUUGAGCGCCGCUCCCCAGCUCGCGGUCGGGCCAGGUCGUGACCACCGGCGCCGACCGGCCAGCCACGCUGGGACCAGCUCUCUGCGACUUUCCAAUAAACCGAACCGGCGUACAACCCCAGGCGCCGCUGUGUUG